Lathyrus sativus (Indian pea) is the source of this 570-nucleotide messenger RNA. The record is from the annotation of a GenBank genome assembly. Lineage: Eukaryota; Viridiplantae; Streptophyta; Magnoliopsida; Fabales; Fabaceae.
AUGUCAAAAUUGAGUUUCCAAAAAUUUUAUGGUAGCUUUUCGAAGAAGCCAACCUCCCCACCAAAAAAUCUAGCCCAGAAGAACAAAAGCUUUAAGCCGAGACAACCGGCGCAUGCAGAAACGGGUAAUGAACCAAAGAAAGGUGAAAUGAAAUAUGUUUUUGAGAAAUUCGACAAAAACAAAGACGGAAAAAUCAGUCUUGAAGAGUACAAAGCAGCUGCAAAGUCUUUGGAUAAAGGUGUUAGUGACAGUGAGGCAGUGAAAGCAUUCAGAGCCAUGGAUUCUGACAAAGAUGGUUUCAUAGACUUUAAAGAGUUCAUGGAAAUGUUCAAUGGAGAGGGUAGUAACACAAAAGAAGAUGAAAUUAAGAAUGCUUUUCAAGUAUUUGAUAUAAAUGGUGAUGGGAAAAUUAGUGCUGAAGAAUUGUCUCAAAUAUUUAUGAGGCUAGGUGAGAGUUGUAGCCUUGGUGCUUGUAAGAAAAUGGUGAAAGGUGUUGAUGGGGAUGGAGAUGGUUUUAUAAACUUGAAUGAGUUUACAAGGAUGAUGAUGAAUGGGAAGAAAUUAGCCUAA